Molecule: messenger RNA, 2649 nt
Organism: Cryptosporidium ubiquitum
Lineage: Eukaryota; Apicomplexa; Conoidasida; Eucoccidiorida; Cryptosporidiidae
Exons: 1
Coding region: 1-2649 (882 amino acids)
Source: RefSeq, a predicted model, not a curated record
AUGUGUAUAAAUUUUCUGAGCAUAUUUUUAUUAAUAUAUUUAUAUAUUUAUUUGUUUUUUGACCAGGAGAUCUGUUUUUUCAUUGAGCUUAGCUUGAUAAAAAAUAGUAAUGAAAAAAGCUCACUGUUUUCAACUGAAGAUAGUGAAUAUGACGAAAUUUCAAAUGUAUAUGAUACUAAAAUUUCAGAAAUAAACAGACCAGACCCUCAAAUAGAGAAUAAAUAUAAUCCUAACUUAAUAUCUAUCACAGAGAACCAUCAAAAUCAAACAAAUGAUAAAGAAAAGGGUAGUCCCAGCCCGGGGAAAUCAUAUUAUAAAUCUCCACAAAAGGUAGAAUUAUCUACAAUUAAACCAUUUAAAUUAAUCAAAAAACCAAAAAUAGAAAAUCUACAAAUUGAUGAAUUUGCAUUCAUGGUAAGGCCCAAUGAAAGAAUGAUUGGAAUUGAAAAUUUUGUUAUUAAUGAAAUUGAAAGACUAAAUGUAAAAUAUUACAAUAUCAGUGCAGGAAGUGAAAUCACAGAAGGCGAAAGUUCGAUUCAAAAUUAUAAAUAUAAUAACUUUGGAUAUUUUUCAUUUCCAGGAUAUAUAAAGGAUGAAAUUUUUUCAAAAGAAAUAUAUUUACGUACUGUUCCUUACGGUAGAUAUACACCACUCUUUGUUGAAGUCAGAAGUUCAUCAUACAAUGCUGCAUUACACGGAAUAUAUAAGAGAGAAGAUUCAAUGCAGCUAUCACAAAAUGACCAAAAAUAUCCUUGGUAUGUUGAGCCAAUCGUUAGGCCUGUUUAUAGAAGAAUUUAUCCUGAGCCAACUCUUUACAUAUUUUUUCUAAAUUUUCCUAUAGAAAGGUGGUGUAUUGGAGAUACCUGGCCAAUUAACAACCCAAAAAUAUCAGUUGGACAAAUAUAUGCAGAGAUUAUUGGAAGACCGUAUUCUCCUGCAUACACUAGGGGUUGGUAUGUUCAACCAAGAAAGUUUAGUGCUCAUGAUAUAAUUCCGUACGUUGAACUAGAUCCUAGUACUCCUUUAAGAAAUCCAUUACCUGUUAAAAUACCUAAAGAAAUGGAAUCUAAGCGUGUAUUGGUUUUUGAUAAAGAUAUUAUUGUUGAGGAAGCAAGACCAUUUACUUUUAUUCCUAAGGAAUCGAUUAUACUUGAACACAUUCCUUUAGUUGAAUCCCCUGAUGAUUUAAAAGUAUUCCCUGGAUGUCCUAAUCCUCAUAUAAGUAAAUUUAGUGGAUUAACAAAAUACAAAACGCCCUCGUGUAUACCACCUUCACGCGGAACUUUAGAUAUAUCAAUUAAUGGUGCAAACGGAUACUUUUCUAAUGCUUUAUAUAGUUGGGAAGGAUUCUUUAAAAGUAGGCCAUACUUUGUGCAAAGAGGUCCUCUUAGGAGUGAGGAAGUUAGCUUACAAAGUUCAAUAGUAGAAUACCCCGGGAAUAGUUUGUAUCUUUGGUCAUAUCUCAAUGAAUCAAACAAUAUAUCGUGGAUUAUUUCAAGGCAAUUGGGAAAUACUAACCCCAGCCAAAUUUUGGCUAUUUGGAGACGACCGAACACUUCACGUGUUAAAUCUGAUGUUGAUUGGCCUGCUGAAAGAGGAAUCGAAUUAGAACCCGAUGGCUGGUCGUUCUUGAAACCUCCAUUCAAAAAGAAGUAUGUACAUAAUAUUCCGAAUAGUGAUUUUGUUGAAGAAAAAGUUUUUGUCAGGAUUAGAGGUAUAAAACCAAAACAUGUCAAAAUGGUUGUAAACGGAGGUACUGAUGACAUUAAUGGGGAUUAUUUUCAUUUGGGAGAGUAUAUGGGAUUUCCUUUUUUUAGACAAAAAAGGAAUAAAAAGAAGAACCACCCUGGAUAUGUAUUGUACCGAGGGAUUGUAAUAAAUAAUUCCAAAGAUACUUGGGUAAUUGGAACAACAUUAGGUAGUAUUCAUGGAAUAAAGGCAUAUGCAGUUGAUUAUAUUUAUAAUAGUCACUCUAAUAGGUUCGAAUCAAGAUCAGGAUUUCGAUACUUUGGAGGAACAAGAUGGCCUCAUCAAUUACCUAUUAGGUCAUGGAGAAUUUGGGUUCCAUUAGAUGAAAACAUAAAGAUAAACAUUUACAGCAGUGAACUUAGGGGGAUAAAUUCGGAAGAAGUUGCCAAGUCUAUUGAAUUUGUAUGGAAAAGUUUUGAAUCAUUAUAUAUUACGAUGGAAUAUUUAAAUCCAAUUUUAUUAUUUAAACAGCAUCUAUCCCCUGUUAUUGGUAGUACUCGCUCAGAUUUAAAACAAGAAAUAAUUAACACAAAUACUGACCCAAAAUCAUUGGAUUUAAGUCUUAUAAGUACAAAUUCUCCUGAUGAUGGACUAAAUCAAGUUAAUGAUAACAAAUACCAGGGAUCUGAUCAUUUUAAUUCAAGUAGUCUGAAUUAUAAUGUUAUUAAUUCUAACACCGAAGAGGACAAGAUCAUUUUUAAUAAAAAGGAAAAAAAAGAAAAAAAACAUAUUUCCUGGAAAAUAAUGGGGAUUUUGAGCAUUCUUGGGUCUAUAUUUAUGGGUAUAUUUAUUUGGUUACUUAUUAAAGGAAAAAUUUAUCGAAAUAAAUUAGAUAUUAGUCAAGAAAAAAUAUUGGGCAAUCCAAAGUGCAUUGCACAUCCUAGUACUAAUUUUCGAUGA